Molecule: messenger RNA, 1233 nt
Organism: Photinus pyralis (common eastern firefly)
Lineage: Eukaryota; Metazoa; Arthropoda; Insecta; Coleoptera; Lampyridae
Product: phenoloxidase-activating factor 3-like
Exons: 5
Coding region: 270-1160 (296 amino acids)
Biological process (GO): proteolysis
Molecular function (GO): serine-type endopeptidase activity
Source: RefSeq, a predicted model, not a curated record
CAUUUCGAGUAAACUGCCUAUGGGUAAUGUAUGCAAUAAAGUUGGCGAAAACCAAGCGAUAUACCUGUACCUUUAAUUAUCCUCCUAAAAGUAAAGUUGACAGUCAGUUUUCUUUGUCGCUAAUGUGGGCAAUUAUCAAUAUUAACAGCAUAACCUUAACAAAAAAAAUGUUACGAGAUUGUUAGUCAAUGGAAUAGAAUGUGAUACCCUUUCAACUUUGCUGUUACUUUUAUGUCAAAUUACAAACUAAAUGUUUCAGUUAUUUAGUCAUGUUCGGUUUAGUUUUUUUGGUACUCCUCGCAUUUGGAAGGGAGUCAUAUUCACAAGUUAUCUUAAACCACCCGGCGUUCCCAAACACUAGUGAAUGUGGCAUAAAUCCUACAAUAAAUAGAAUUUUUGGUGGUCAAGUGGCAGAGCUCGAUGAGUACCCUUGGAUGGCCGCUAUAGAAUACCAAGAUAAAUAUGAUGGUAAUCUAAAAAUCAAAUGUGGCGGAUCUUUGGUAACCAAGAGGCAUAUUGUAACUGCGGCACACUGUAUUAAUAGUCCACACAGACUGACCCGUGCGUGGAUAGGGGACUGGAAGCUUUCUAGCGAUCCCGACUGUCGAAAUGUACAAGGGGAGGUUGUAUGCAACGAAAAGGUGCAAAAGAUAAGAAUCGCACGCGGUGUUUACCACCCUAGCUUCGACGAAGAAUCAAUCAAAAACGAUGUUGGUGUGAUUUUUUUGGAAACGGAUGUAAAAUAUAACAGUUACGCAAAGCCGAUAUGUUUGCCAUCACAUACUCUACUAAACCCUCCUAGAGGUACAACAUUGUUUUCUGCUGGCUGGGGCCUCACGGAAAACGGAACAGCAUCAGAUGUUAAGUUAAAGGUGGAUCUACCAAUAAAGCGAAACAGUGAAUGCAAUUCUGCUUUAUUCGAAAAUUUGGUGUACAACCAGUUGUGUGUCGGGGGUGAAGAUGGUAAAGAUACUUGUGGGGGGGAUUCUGGUGGACCUCUAAUGAACUUCUAUGUCAACAUAUCUACCGGUGAACAAAAUUGGUAUUUAAUUGGCGUCGUUUCCUAUGGAUACGAUUGCGGGGUGCAAGGAUUCCCCGCUAUAUAUACAAGAGUCGCCAGUUAUGUACCUUGGAUUGUAACAACUAUUACAAAGCGCUAACUUAUGGUUUGACUGGAGAGUUUCAGUAUGUAGUACAGUUUGAUUAAAACAAUAAAGCAAAAUUCAUUAUAAA